Molecule: messenger RNA, 2106 nt
Organism: Phlebotomus argentipes
Lineage: Eukaryota; Metazoa; Arthropoda; Insecta; Diptera; Psychodidae
Product: transketolase-like protein 2
Exons: 2
Coding region: 85-1968 (627 amino acids)
Molecular function (GO): thiamine pyrophosphate binding; transketolase activity
Source: RefSeq, a predicted model, not a curated record
CAUCCGUCUGUCGUGUGGUCAGGUUCUUUAUCGCCUCAUUUGCGGAUUAUCAGCAGUGUUUCAGUGCCCCAGAAGCGCCCCAAGAUGCCCAACUAUCACAAGCCCGAGUCGAAGACUGUGCAGGAGUUGAAGGACAUCGCACACCGCCUGCGAAUUCACUCCAUCACGUCCACGCAAGUGACCAAAUCAGGGCACCCGACGUCAUGUGCGUCGAUCGCCGAGAUCAUGUCUGUGCUCUUCUUCCACACGAUGCGCUACAAGGUGAACGUGCCACGCGACGCGUCCAGUGAUCGCUUCAUCCUGUCCAAGGGACACGCCGCGCCCAUUCUGUACGCCGCCUGGGCGGAGGCGGGCCUGUUCCCGGUGGCGGAGCUGCAGAAUCUGCGCAAGGUGGACUCGGACCUCGAGGGCCAUCCCACGCCCAGACUCAGCUUCGUGGACGUGGGCUCGGGAUCGCUGGGCCAGGGCGUGGCCGUGGGAUGCGGCAUGGCGUACGUGGGCAAGAACUUCGACAAGGCGGCGUACAGGACGUACGUGCUGGUGGGCGACGGAGAGUCCGCCGAGGGCUCGAUCUGGGAGAGUCUCCACUUCGCCGGACACUACAAGCUCAACAAUCUGUGCGUGAUCUUCGACGUGAAUCGCCUGGGACAGUCCGAUCCCACGCCACUUCAGCACCAGAUGGAGAUCUACCGCAAGCGCCUCGAGUCCUUCGGCUUCAACGCACUCGUGGUGGAUGGACAUGAUAUUGAGGAGUUGUGCAAGGCAUUCUUCGAGGCCGCCAACACCACUGAUCGUCCCACGGCCGUGAUCGCCAAGACGUUCAAGGGCAAGUUCUUCCCUGACAUUGAGGAUCUGGAGAACUGGCACGGGAAGCCUCUGGGCGAUCAGGCUGAUCGCGUGAUUAAGCAUCUGGCGGGAUUGAUCAGCAAUGCCGGGCCGCUGCAAAUCGCCCCGCAGAAGCCCCUCCUCGAUGACGCUCCGGUUGUGGAUAUUUCCAACAUUCAGCUUGCGUCGCCGCCUAAUUACAAACUGGGCGAAACCGUGGCCACACGAUUGGCCUAUGGCACCGCCUUGGCCAAGAUUGCCGUCAACAAUGCCCGCGUGAUCGCCCUGGACGGCGACACGAAGAACUCCACGUUCUCGGAGAAGCUGAAGAAGGCCUUCCCGGAGCGCUACAUUGAGUGCUUCAUCGCCGAGCAGAAUCUCGUGGGGGUGGCGACCGGAGCGGCCUGUCGCGACCGCACAGUGGCCUUCGUGUCCACCUUCGCCACUUUCUUCACGCGUGCCUUCGAUCAGAUCCGCAUGGGCGCGAUCUCACAGACCAACGUGAACUUCGUGGGCUCGCACUGCGGCGUGAGCAUUGGCGAAGAUGGGCCCAGCCAGAUGGGUCUGGAGGACAUCGCCCUAUUCCGAUCAGUGCACGGCAGCACUGUCUUCUAUCCCUCGGAUGCCGUGAGCUGCGAGCGUGCCGUGGAGCUGGCCGCCAACACGAAGGGCAUCUGCUUCAUUCGCACCUCGCGGCCCAACACGGCCGUGAUCUAUCGCAACGACGAGGUGUUCCAGGUCGGCAAGGCGAAGGUCGUGAGGAAGUCGCAACAGGAUCAGGUGCUGAUCGUGGGCGCUGGCAUCACGCUUUACGAGGCCAUCAAUGCGGCCAAUGAGCUCGAGAAGACAGGCGUGCACGUGCGCAUCCUCGAUCCGUUCACCGUGAAGCCACUUGACAAGGAGGCGCUCAUUGCCAAUGCCCAGCAGUGCGGCGGGCGCGUGAUCACCGUAGAGGAUCACUACAAAGAGGGUGGCCUGGGCGAGGCGGUGAUGUCGGCGCUGUCCACGCAGCGCAAUGUGGUGGUGAAACAGCUCGCGGUGACGAAGUUGCCGAGAUCAGGACCUCCGACUGUCCUCAUUGAUCUCUUUGGCAUCUCUGCUCGCCACAUCGUGGCGGCCGUGUCGGAGGUUCUCAAGCUGUAAGCGCGGGACUUGGUGGCGGGCUCCACUGGAGCAUAUCUCACAACACUUCUCUGGGCUGGUGGUGUCAAUGACCCUCUUUUGUAAUUGCUUUGGCUUUCUGUCUCAGUUUCAAUAAAGAAAAAAUCACUCCUUAUUACA